Messenger RNA from Cephus cinctus (wheat stem sawfly), 6626 nucleotides. It is a transcript of the gene arr, whose product is annotated as low-density lipoprotein receptor-related protein 6. The coding region runs from base 251 to 4972 and encodes 1573 amino acids. Gene Ontology annotation, molecular function: protein binding. The transcript has 8 exons. The record is from RefSeq and is a predicted model, not a curated record. Lineage: Eukaryota; Metazoa; Arthropoda; Insecta; Hymenoptera; Cephidae.
ACUCUGUGGCAUCCAGUCUGUGAGAGUAUGGCAUCGCGUGGCGACGCACGGUGCUGUGUUUGACGAGUUCCUCAUAUCCGAGGCGUGGGAUUUAGUUGUUGUUUGUUGUCAUUAGUACCAUACGUUGUGUACGUAAUUCGCACUCGACGUACACGAAGUGAUCGACAUGCCGUAGCCCGUGAACACAAACUUGUAUACCUGUCCUGUGCGUGAAAUAUGUGCGGGAAGGCAUUUUCGCGCAGGUCCUAGGAUGGCUUUAAGCGCCCUUCGAGGCAUCCUGGCUGCUGCUUACCUUUUCGGCCUCGGCGUUGCUCUCUGCCAUGCCUCGCCGACACUCCUCUUCGCCACGCACAAGGACAUCCGAGUGGCUAAUGUAUCCCGGUCUAACAAGGUCAGCACGAUCGUUAAAGACCUCUCCGAAGGUGCGUCCUUGGACUUCUACUAUGAACGCGGACUGGUCUGCUGGUCCGACAGUUUCCAAGAGAUGAUCCAGUGCGUCCGCUCGAACGGUACAUACACUGGCGAGCGGAUGAUAGUUGUCAACUCCAGCCUAAUAUCACCAGAUGGCCUUGCAUGCGACUGGUACACUGGAAAACUGUAUUGGACCGACGGCGAGAAGAAUCGGAUAGAGGUCACUAGUAUAGAUGGACGUCAUCGUAAGGUCCUAUUUUGGACUGAUAUUUAUCAGCCCAGGGCAAUUGCUCUUGUACCUAUGAGCAGCAUCCUUUUCUGGACUGAUUGGGGCGACGUGCCCAAGAUCGAGAGAGCUGCCAUGAAUGGUGAUUCUGAUACCAGGGAGGUCAUUGUAUCUGAUGACAUUUUUUGGCCCAAUGGUCUCACUGUAGAUUAUGAUUCUGAAUUGGUAUACUGGGCCGAUGGUAGACUUGAAUUUAUUGCUGUGAUGGACUAUUAUGGAAAAAAUAGAAGAAAAAUUAUUAGCGAGGGCUUGGACUAUCCAUUUGCUAUCACGUACUUUGAUCAGAAGCUCUACUGGACUGACUGGAAGACUUGGUGCAUUCAUUCUCAUGACGUGAGAUCCACUCAGGGCCAUCCCAGGGAACUUUUUCAUGGAGAGUAUAUACCUGGUGAUAUAGAGGUCUGGGAUGCCAGAAGACAACCCUUUGGAGAUAAUCCUUGCCGGCAUAAUAAUGGAAACUGUUCGCACUUGUGUCUGCUUAGUCCAAAACCUCCGGGGUAUUCUUGUGCCUGUCCUACGGGAGUCAAAUUGAUUGACAAUUUCACGUGUGCAAAAGGUCCCGAGGAACUGUUGCUCAUUGUUCAAAGAACAGAGAUAUGUAGAAUCAGUCUGGACUCACCGGACUAUACCAAAUUUGUCUUACCGCUUACUGGGAUCAAGUAUGCCAUUGCCAUAGACUUUGAUCCUGUAGACGAGAUGCUUUAUUGGACGGACGAGGAUGCCUUUGCAAUUAGAAGAGCUUAUUUAGACGGUUCUGGUCAAGAGGAUGUUGUUACCACUGAAGUUGAGAAUCCUGACGGCAUCGCCGUUGACUGGAUCGCCAGGAAUCUCUACUGGACCGACACUGGUACAGACAGGAUAGAAGUAGCCCGACUAAACGGUACUAGCCGUAAAGUCUUGAUAAACGAGGACCUGGUGGAGCCCAGAGCCAUUGCACUGGCUCCGGAGCUUGGUUGGAUGUUCUGGACCGACUGGAAUGAAAAGAAGCCUAAAAUUGAGCGCAGCAAUUUAGAUGGAAGCGAAAGAACUCUUCUCAUAACGAAGGACAUCGUCUGGCCUAACGGAAUUGCCUUAGAUCUAGACAGGAAGAAAGUUUACUGGUGCGAUGCCAAAACAGACAAAAUUGAAGUCUGCAAUAUGGAUGGAUCUGACCGAAGGGAGGUUAUCGCUGAUAAUCUACCUCAUCUCUUUGGGUUCAGUCUUCUUGGAGAUUUUUUAUACUGGACCGACUGGCAGAGAAGAAGCAUUGAUCGCGCCCAUAAACUGACAGGUGAUCAGCGCGAGGUCAUCGUCGAUCAAAUUCCAAAUGUCAUGGGUCUCAAGGCUGUUCAUUUAGGUCAGAUCAAAGGUGACAAUCCUUGCGCUAGAAAUAACGGAGGCUGCAGUCAUCUUUGCCUCAAUAGACCUGGAAACAAUUAUGUCUGUGCCUGUCAAAUUGGAUAUGAGCUUACCAAGGAUAAGAGGACCUGUGUCGUACCGGAUGCUUUUCUUUUAUUUGCUAGGAAGGAGAAUAUUGGCAGAAUCAGCAUUGAGAAUGCUAACAAUGAUAAUAUCAUUCCUGUGACUGGUGUCAAGGAUGCCAGCGCUUUGGAUUUCGACAUGCGUGACAACCGAAUUUAUUGGACAGAUGUCAAGGUCAAGGCCAUCACCAGAGCUUUUAUGAACGGCUCCGAAGUCGAAAGAGUUGUGGAUUUAGGACUAGAAACUCCUGAAGGAUUAGCCAUCGAUUGGGUAGCACAUAAUUUAUACUGGAGCGAUACAGGAACGCACAGAAUUGAAAUGGUUCGAUUGGAAGGAUGCAGUAGAAAAGUUCUGAUCUGGCAGGAUCUUAUGGAGCCUAGAUGUCUAGCUUUAGAUCCUGAGAGAGGUCACAUGUACUGGACUGAAUUAGGAAAUUCAGGCAGCAUAGAACGUUCCGGUCUGGAUGGUUCCCGUCGACAAGUAAUUCUGUCGAAUAUCGGUCGAGCCAAUGGCCUAACUAUAGAUCAUGUUGCUCGAAAACUUUACUGGGCUGAUCUUCUCUUACUAGCCAUAGACAGCUUCGACCUGCAAACAAAGAAAAGGAAAGCCAUCAUUACCCACGACAUAGUGUAUCCCUUCAGCAUUACGCAGUACCUAGAUUACAUUUAUUGGACUGACUGGAAUACUGGAGACAUUGAAAGAGCUAAUAAAUCUACCGGAUUAAAUAGGACAAAAAUUCAUAGCAAACUUGAAUCCGUCACAGAUUUACUUGUAUUUCAUGCUUCAAGACAAGCUGGUUGGAAUCCUUGUGCAGUUAAUAAUGGCGAUUGUAGCCAUCUUUGCAUAGCACUACCUGGUGUAGGUGGAAAAUCCUCAACUACUUACAAAUGCGCUUGUCCUACUCACUAUGAUCUUGCUUAUGACAAUAGAACUUGUGUCGCGCCUCGACACUUUAUGAUAUACAGUCUUCGCAAUGUGAUGGGUCGUUUUCUACCUGAUACGAAUGACUGUCUUGAUAUAGUUCUGCGAGUUCAGGGAUUAAAAAAUGUCAGGACUAUAGAAUUUGAUCCAAUAACACAGCAUAUAUUCUGGAUAGAUGGUAGAACAUCAUCGAUACGAAAAGCACUGGAAAAUCGUACACAUUCUGGGGUAGUGGUCAGUGGAGGAUCUGGUCAUCCAUACGACCUGGCACUUGAUCCUCUGGGUCGUCUGUUAUUCUGGUCUUGUGCUGCUAAUAACGCGAUAAACGUCACCAGGUUGGACAAUGGUUCAGCUCUUGGUGUAGUGGUUAAGGGCGACGGAGAGAAACCAAGAAACAUCGCAGUCCAUCCUGAGAAACGGCUUUUAUUCUGGACUGACGUUGGUGGGAAAACAAAAAUUCUUCAAAGCAAAAUGGACGGCAAGGAGAGAAUAGUCAUAGCUGCUGACCUUGAUCAGUUCACUAGCCUAGCAGUAGACACUGUAUCGAAUUUAGUAUUCUGGGCAUACAGGAAACAAAUUGAAGUGGCUGAUCUUAAGGGGAAUAAUCGCAGAGUUCUUGUAUCUACAAAUCAAGGGGCAGUUGCGCACCUUGCUGUACUCUUUGACUAUGUCUACUGGUUUGAUAGGGAUAGUCAAGAAGUGGAAAGAGUCAAUAAAACUUCAGGAUCAGGGAGAAGGACUAUGAUGAGUAAAGCUAUUACUGAUCUAGUGACUGUCAGGACACCGGAUGAUUUGAUCAUGGAAGAACAUACUUGUAGUCCAUUUCAUGAUUAUGGUGGAUGCUCGCACUUCUGUAUUGGUACCACAUCACCGCGUUGUUCCUGCCCUCAAAAUCUUGUUUUAUCUGAUGAUGAACGUACCUGCAGAGCUGCACCUGCUUGUGGCACUGACCAUUUCACAUGCACCGCGCCUAGUUCUGCUGUGGCCAAAGAUUGUAUCCCUGCUACCUGGAGAUGUGAUGGACAGACUGAUUGUCCUGAUGGUAGCGAUGAGCUUGGUUGUCCAGCUUGCAAUCAGGAUCAGUUCAGGUGUCAGAGUGGACAUUGUAUAGACAUGUCCUGGGUAUGCGAUGGUACCGCUCAAUGUCACGAUGGCCUAGACGAGACUGCGCCAGCUUGUGCAUCUGCGAACAAUCACAGGCAGGAUGCAGGACCUGCCCCGGAUACUGGGAAGAGCACCUAUGUCGUAGCUGUCCUGGUCGUUAUGGGUGCUGUGAUAGUCGUUGUCCUAGGAUUUUAUUACUGCCGACGAAGGCUAGCUGGAAACGAAGAACUUCCUGACAUUCUUCACGACUCUGCUGGGGAUCCACUCUCUCCAAAACCGGGUAGAGCUGCCAAGCCAAUGCUCGCCCAGAAGAAUACUAGGAAGGAUCUAAAAGCCUGCACUGUAGCAGUCAGAAUGUCUACCUUGAACGGAAGUAGUAUUGGCUCCAGUUAUGAUCGCAGUCACAUUACAGGCGCAUCAAGUUCAACAAGAGGUAGUUCUGCUGGAGGUUAUCCCCAGGAAACCCUGAAUCCUCCACCAAGUCCAGCAACAACAGCAAAUUCAACAAGGUGUUCUAGCAGUAAUGCCUCUAGGUAUCGACCUUAUCGUCAUUACCGCAGCAUAAAUCAGCCUCCGCCACCAACACCCUGCAGUACUGACGUCUGCGACGAGUCCGAUGGGAAUUAUCCAACCGCCAGGUAUCGCUACGAGAGCGAACCGUUUCCUCCACCUCCGACGCCAAGAUCACUGUACCACAGUGAUGCAGCCAUAAGUUGUCCACCUUCACCUUCGUCAAGGUCGUCGACUUACUUUAGUCCAUUGCCGCCGCCACCCUCUCCGGUGCCCUAAAUUAAACCUGGCCUAUCCGGCAACGAAUGAUGAAGCGGACUUCGUACAAGGAAUAUUCGGGUGACAUUUUUCACUACUUACUAAUGCAUAUCUCAUCUUCGCAAGUCGUGCGGAUACACAUGAAAUCGGAUGACCAUGUUUGGUGAAAUCGGUGACCAUUCGAACAUUUCAUUUAGUAUAAUAUUUUAUUCUUCCAUGUACAAACUUCUUUAUUACCGUUGUGCCUACAGAACUACGGUCUCGGCAUUUAUAAUUAAUCGACCGAUCAAGGUUACUUCCGUUCCUUUCAAUUAAUUAUACUGGAUCAGGCUAAUCUAAUCGAUUAACGAUUAAUUCACCGUCGCGUACCGUAGUCAAUUGUAUAUAAGACUUUUUAAAGAUGAACGAAUAAGCGUGCGGGCUUAUCAAAUUUUUUACCACUGAACAGUUGACGUGUAAUGUAUAAGUAGGGAGAAAAAAUUGGGACGGUGGAAGUUAAGAGGCCUGAGAAAGAACAGAGUAAAAAAAAAGUUAGUGGAAUUAGAAUCUGUAAAAAUUGUACAUGACACUUUUCUUUUAUCAACUGUAAAAUAAGUCGCGGUAGCCAACCAGCGAUGACUUUAAUCUAUACUCUGUUAAUUGUGAUAUAAAGUAUAUCAUAAUAUUAUAUAUAUAUUCGUUAAUUAUUAUUAUUAUUAAUUAAUUAAUUAAUUAAUUACCAUUGAGCCGUGUCUAUAUUUUAUGUUCCUCUAUACUUGACGUAGCGAUUGACCAAAGGCUGCACCAUUUAACUUUUUUCAUCUCAUUGGAAAUGCUUUUCGCUGUAAGAUUUUAGAUUUUUAUUCCAUUAAUAUCUUUUAUAAUGGAAACAAAAAUAAUAAUACACCGCGCAGUUCUUUUACAAUCCUAUCCACAAGUUAGUCAGUGUACAUCACAUACCAUUAUUUCGUUCUUUUUUUAAAUGUACAACGUAUAGAUGUACAAAAAUGAUUUAAAAAGGAAACAAUGACAGACACGCUGUAAGGCGUCUUCUUUUAAAUAUUUUUCGUGCCAUAAACAAUUCUGAAUUCGCUUGUAGACACGAGACAAAAUAUUGUAAGCUGAACUCACGUUGUGUCCAUAUGUCUUUAUUCAGUUUCUUUUUAAAUCUGGCAUGUGCAAUAGCACAAAAAAAAAACAAAUUUCUGCAGAUGGCUUUCUUUAUCGCGCUUCUUAUUACGGUGACGAUUAUUCUUUUCUUUUUUUACACUCUGCCACUCGUCUAACUAGUAUUUUCCACAUGAACAGUUGUACAAAGCUAUAAGAAGUAUCAUUCGAAUGCUCGACAAUUCUAUUAUUAUACAUAUUAAUUAUUACAUAUAUGUAGGAUGAAUAUACUGGAUUAAGAACGUAGAUGACGAAAAAUUAAGGAAAAUUGGAAGAUUUUUACCUCGCACUGCCGUUACGAGAACAAUAGAAUAGAUAAUGAUAUAAAGACAAGCGCGUCUUCGCCUUGAUGUAUGAGAAUUACUGUCAAAAUUUUGAAUUAUUCUCAUUAUUCUCGUUUUUAACGUCCAGGACUGAACAUUAUCGUCUAUAUUUUUUUUACAUUUUGAAUCGAUAUGCGUAUCUUGUCCCGAAGACUGUAAAAAAUGUGUACAAAUCGCCAGAAUAAAACUUUUGUUAAUGUAUUUUA